UUGCAAUUUUUUGUUAUAGGUUUAAUAAAUAUGGUAGAUGGUGUACACACUGUAGUUUUCAAGUUGUAGAAGAAAUGAAAACGUUAGUAUUGACCCUUUUAGUGAUCCUUUUAAAUAUAGAAUUUGAAAAGGCAUCAAUAGUUAAACUACAAUUUGGUGGGACAGUUGGGUUGGCAAAUACUUGGGUACCCACAGGAAGUUGUUUAUCAUCAUGGACUUCUGAAUUGUUCAAAAAUCAAAAGAAGGCUACUUGGCGUACAUGUCUCGCUACUUCGAAUCAGGAUCAAAAUUGUAAUCUCACUACAGCAGUGUAUUCAAUUAACAAUGCCAAUAUAAUAUUUCUAAACACAACAAUAUCUGUACGGUUAUGUUCCACUAUAAACAAAAAUUUAAAAUGUAAACACAAAGUAAAGGUGUUCUUAAUUAGAACACUAAAAAAUGGUAAAAAAGUAACUACUUUACUGGAACUAAUUCCAACUGCUCCAAUACCAAAAUCUGUGCCGUCAGGUGAUUACUUUACACACAGUGACAUUAUACCACUGCCAAACAUGCAUAAUGUAAAAACAGUUGAGUUAAUUUUCAACGCGGAACAAAAUUGUGCAAGGCUUACAGUGGCUGAUUUAUAUUACUACAAUUGUCCUGUGGAGACAGACAAUUUGCUUUCAUUUAUCGAAGUUCCAGCACCAAAUGAAACUACUGGUCAUGUUAAGCUUUCAGGAAAAUGUACCGCUUAUUCAGAGUCAGUUACCAACAAAGAAAAGGCUUUGACAUGUUAUUAUAAUGGAAGUUAUACAGUUACUGGUAGCUGUCAUUGCAUAAAAGGUUACACCAAAGUAGGAGUAAAAUGCAAAGAUUGUGCUGAAUACGAAUUCAAAACUAAAAGUGGAAAUGAGGCCUGCUUAAAAUGCGGAAACAAUACAAAGCUUAAACUACCUCCGAGGUUAUCAUGUCCUUGUUUAAAUGGUUAUUACAGAGAAAAUGGUAAAUCACAAGAUUUUGCAACAGAUUGCUACAAACCACCUGGAAAACCACUGCAUUUGACUGUGAGUGAAGUAAAAAGUAAUUCUGUGUAUUUGACUUGGAAAGCUCCAGUUGCAGGAUCAAAGCCCCUUGAUAACUAUGUUGUGGACUGUAGUAAUUGCCCCAAAGAACAUGACCAAUUCCCGUUAAGAACGAAACAGCUUUACAUCAACAUCACCGGUCUAGGAGCAUUUGCUAAUUACACAUUCGUCAUAUGGAAUGAAAAUUUAGUGACCAACCUGACAGCAAAAACUAUUCACUCUGAGAUCAAAACUCGAACUGGUUUGGGAAAACCUGGCUUGGUUCGUAAUGUUAAGUUUGUUACAAAUAACGAUGGUUCAGUUACAUUUUCAUGGAAUCGUCCGUUUGGACAAGGUGGGCCUAAUCCAGUGUAUGUUUUUCAAUACGAUGGAGAGCCUGAAACAACCACAAUUCGUACUUUUACUAUACCUACUGGAACACAAGACAAGACUUACACUGUCAAGAUUUAUACACAGGUUACGUUUAAUGGUAAGACAAUGCGAAGCGAAGAAUAUUCUCAAAGUGUGCGGGUAAAAGGUGGAAUAUCUUUGACUCUUGCAAUUGGAGCCUCAAUUGGAGUGAUCAUAUUUAUAGUGAUUGUUCUUAUUUUGGCUUUUUGUUAUUGGAGAAGAACCCACCCCUCUUAUCUACAGGUUGUGCGUAUGGAAGAUGGCACUGUGAGACUGCCUGGCAGAAUGUUUCCAGGUGGAAAGUUGUAUGUUGAUCCUACCACCUACAAUGACGUUGAUGAUGCUGUCCAACAGUUUGCGUACGAGCUUGACCGUAAAGAUGUCAAAAUUGGCAAGCUGUUGGGUGGUGGUGAAUUUGCAGAAGUCUACAAAGGAACUUUGUUGAGAAAUGGGAAAAGCCUAAGUGUUGCCAUCAAAACACUAAAAGCUGGUGCAUCAAAACGUGACAGAGAUGAUUUUCUUGGGGAGGCAGCGAUCUUAGGACAGUUCUCCGACGCAAAUGUGGUCAACUUAGAAGGAGUUAUUUUAAAAGAUCACCCCAAUAUUAUCGUUCUUGAAUUGAUGUCAAACGGAGCCUUAGAUAAAUAUUUGCAGAUAAAUGACAUGGAGUUCACGGUAUUACAGUUGCUCGGUAUGGCACGAGGAGUCGCGUCUGGAAUGAAGUAUCUAUCCGAGCUGGGCUUUAUACAUAGGGAUCUCGCUGCAAGAAAUAUACUUGUUAAUGAACAGAAAGUUUGCAAAGUGUCCGACUUCGGUAUGAGUCGUGAAAUCAAAGUUGAUGAGACGUACGUCACGAGAGGUGGUAAAAUUCCCUUUCGAUGGACAGCUCCCGAGGCUAUUCAAUUUAGGAAGUUCACUACAGCUUCUGAUGUGUGGUCCUAUGGUGUGCUGCUUUGGGAGAUUAUGUCAUAUGGUGAAAGACCUUAUUGGGAUUGGAGAAAUUAUGACGUACUUGAACGAUUAAACGCAGGAUACAGACUUCCUCCGCCUACGAGCUGUCCGAAAGUAAUCCACGACUUUAUGUUGCAUUGUUGGAACAAGGACCGCACUAAACGACCGAAAUUUGAAGCAGCGAGAGAUCAAGUGGAGAAGUGGAUUCGAAACCCUGACUUACUUCAAGAAAUUGCAUCAGUUAAAACAAAAACCUAUGAAAACCUUGUCUACACAGUGUUGGAAACAAUCAACGAAUGGUUAGAAGCGAUUGGUAUGUCGCGAUACACGCACAACUUCAUCGAUCAAGGUUUCGCAACGCCACGUCAAAUCUUAGAUCUAACACUAGAUGACUUGGAGGCGUUGGGAAUUGCUCCGAUCGGUCACAGGAAAAAGGUUUACGAGGCUAUACAAAACACGAAAAUUCAGGUUGAAGUGCGCCACAACAACGUGUCUAAACGAAAAGAGGCGAGAAACGUAUCGAAAAAUAAACUGAAUUGAUUGGUAAAGCUGUUGCUUGGAUACGUAAUGAUUUUUAAAUUUGUUAACCAAUCGUAAUUUUUGUUUCCAAAUUUUCUGACGUAUUAUUUUUUAAUGAAAUCAUCGUAUAUGAAUACUCAAUGUUUUAAAAUUUGCGAACUAAGUUUCUGGAUUUAGAAAGACAUGGCACAUUUUUUUCGUAAGAACACUCCCUUUACUUCAAGGACGGGGUCAUCUACGACGGAGAAAAGAUAAUAUAUUUUGAGUGCGCAUGUGCAAAUCAGGGUAAACCCAGAAAAACAAAGUUGUCGUUCUCCCUUCGACUCGAGAAGUACCAUUUUACGGUUGCUAGUCAUACGAAAAUAUUACUGAUAAAAGCAAGUAAGAAGAGCGAGUAUAAUAUUCUUCUCUAUAAAUUUUGUGUUCAACUGCUUGUUGUCAGUUUUUUCGUCAGUUUCGAUUUUUUUUCCCGCAAUUUUGACAGUGACUACUUUUGUUUCAUGAAUUUAUUUUUCAUGUCGCUUUCGUAAUCAAUAUUUGGAGCAACAGGCUUUCAUAAAAAGAUAUGGACAACGUCGUUGCAGAUAGACCUUGUCCUUGUUUCGUCAACUCUCUCAUAAACUUUGAAUUUAAACUUUAAUUUAUCACAACCGCUUCACCGUUAAAAGCAUUGCGUUCUUGCAAAGUUUGUUUUUAUUAAAAAAAACCGUGUUUCGUGCUAAAUUUUAUUCAGCCUUUUGACCAAAUAUCCUUGAGUGUGUCAGGUAUCGCAUACAUAAUAUAAAUUUAUUUUUAAACGCGUUGUUUGUCAUGUGAUUGUACAUUAUCAUAGAUUAUAUAAGAAUGAGUUUUUUUUGUAACUUUUUUCAUUUUUUUAUACAAGUAUAUUUUUAUAAUUCUGUGUUCUCAAUAAAGAAGGCUCGACUACUGGUUUAGUCAGAUGCUUUGAGUAAACCUAGUUCAAACUCUCAUUAAGAUUAAAAUGUUUUCAGAAUUUACGCUAGUGAAAAUGGCAAUAGACCUCUUUCAAUAUGCAUUUCUAUUCCGCAAAAUACACAGCCGGAAUAGACAUACUAACAUGAAAUCGAGGUUAGUUUAGAGCGAAUUUUAAUUUGCCAGCGGAGUGAUGUACAUAUAGUUUGUUUACCUUUAUUAUUUCUCAAAUUAACUUGUCAAAUGGGCAAAUUAUGAACUUUUGGUAAAAAAAAUAGAACAUGGCACUUAUUUUAUACCGGUUGGGCUUAUUAAAAUUGCUGGUUUAUAUUUUAGCUAGCUCUAGUGUUUAGCUAGCUAGCUAAGGUCGAUUAGUUUUGAUUUUAUAUUUGGCUACACUAGCAUUUGUUACUACUACCUAGCUAGUUGGAGCUUUAACCAAUGUUGCUGAGAUAUAUAUACACUUUAUUCUUUAUUAUUGGAUCUCUUUUAUUUUUUAAAACCUCUGUAAAUAACAUUAUGACUUGGCUAUCCUAAGCAUGCUGAGUUCGUUGUAUUAGACUGAAUAUUGGUCUUCAUCGUGUUAUGUAUUCACCAAAAUGUAAUAAGAACAUUCUUUUCACUUCUUCUAAAGUUGAUUCCUGAUGCUUGGCAAGUGUUGCUUCGACAAUCUUUUGGAUUUCUUCGUCCGCCAUGUUUGUAACGCCAAGGCCAACUAACGAUCGAGGAAGAACCCUUGCGAGAAUCGCCUGAAAUACUAACUCACUGCGCAUGAGCAGUCACACCUGCAAAGCAUUGCCGUACAGAAUAUGAAAAGAAACUUAGUUUCCAGCAAUCUGCGAUAGUGGAAACCUCGCAUGCAAUUACCCAAGGUAAAAACAUGUACACUCAUAAGUAUCCUUGAGCAUUGAUUACCUAAAAAUAAUGGCCUGUAAGAAUGUUACGGUAACAGCUACAGAUAAUUGUUGUUGUUUUUUAAAUUCACAAAAUGUUCUGUCAAUAAGUAGUAUUUCAAUAAGUAUUGCCAGUAACAUUAUAUUUAAAAGUAUUUCUAGAUUGUUAUUACAUGUCAGGAAUAACUAUGGGUAUUAUAAUUUAUUUGUAUAUAAAAGCAAAGAUCAACAACUUUUUUGUAAACAUAAUUUUUUAAAGGGUGCUCUUCAUAGACAAAUCUGAUAGAAUUAACAUAAAAACUUUUCUGUAU
Molecule: messenger RNA, 5058 nt
Organism: Hydractinia symbiolongicarpus
Lineage: Eukaryota; Metazoa; Cnidaria; Hydrozoa; Anthoathecata; Hydractiniidae
Product: ephrin type-B receptor 1-B-like
Exons: 15
Coding region: 75-2942 (955 amino acids)
Biological process (GO): axon guidance; protein phosphorylation; cell surface receptor protein tyrosine kinase signaling pathway
Cellular component (GO): neuron projection; plasma membrane
Molecular function (GO): protein binding; ATP binding; transmembrane-ephrin receptor activity
Source: RefSeq, a predicted model, not a curated record